Salvia miltiorrhiza (redroot sage) is the source of this 3523-nucleotide messenger RNA. Its product is annotated as respiratory burst oxidase homolog protein A-like. The record is from RefSeq and is a predicted model, not a curated record. Bases 499 to 3315 code for a protein of 938 amino acids. The transcript has 14 exons. Gene Ontology annotation, molecular function: NAD(P)H oxidase H2O2-forming activity; peroxidase activity; calcium ion binding. Gene Ontology annotation, cellular component: plasma membrane. NCBI's taxonomy places the organism in Eukaryota, Viridiplantae, Streptophyta, Magnoliopsida, Lamiales, Lamiaceae.
AGAUGGAGUUUCACCGCAUAAACUCGGCACCAACAAAACCACUCCCCAAUCCCCAUUGCCCUUUCUAGCUAAUACAUUUAGGAUCAGUAUCACCGAAUUCGAGAUACAAUAAUUUUAUUGGACAAAUUACAGAAAUUCAAACAGAAAAAUCUCAGUACGUUUUGAGUCUGUGAGCUCUGUUUCUUUCUUCGCCUUCUCCACCUUGUCUCUUUCAGUCUUUCUCCCUCCGUCUACCUCUCACCACCUCCACGUUGCAUGUCGUUUUACUUAGAUUCCUGACGCGUUUUGCUUCUCAUUGCAUUUCCACUCCUUUUUCCAUAUUCAUUCAAAAUACUAAUUAUUAUUUGGAUAUAAAAUAUAUUUUUUUAUAAGAGUAGUUUAUUCUCCAUUUCUCAACUUCCCCAAUUUGUGCGACUCCUCCACACAACCGUCAGUUUUUCUUUGCUGGCACGAAAAUAAGAUAUUCACAAAAAGAGUUGUCGCAUUUUUAUUAAUUCAAUGAAGGGAAAUGAAAGAUAUGAGCGGCGGUGGGGCUCCGACGGAAAUCCAGCCAGCGGAGGAUCCUCGCCGGCGACGGAGUUCUCCGCCGAUUCGGCGGCGGAGUUCGUCGAAGUCACGCUCGAUCUCCAAGACGACGACACGAUCAUUCUCCGCAGCGUCGAGCCAGCCACCGCGAUCAGCAUCGACGGUAAUGACGUUAUCUCCGGCAUCGAGACUCCUGCGCCGUCGUCUGCGUCUCGAUCUCCGACCAUGCGCCGGAGCACUUCGAACAAGCUUCUCCAGUUCUCUCAGGAGCUCAAGGCGGAGGCGCUGGCGAAGGCGAAGCAGCUGUCGCAUGAGCUGAGGAGGUUCUCGUGGAGCCACGGGCACGCGUCGCGGAUACUCUCCGGCGCCGGCGCCGGCGCAGGGAACGGCGGAUUGGACUCCGCCAUGGCGGCGAGGGCGAUGCGCCGCCAGCGCGCGCAGCUCGAUCGGACGCGCUCCGGCGCUCACAAGGCGCUGCAAGGACUUAAAUUCAUCAGUAACGGCAGAAACAACCGCGUUGAUGCGUGGAACGAAGUUCAGAUCAAUUUCGAGAAGCUCGCCAAAGACGGUUACCUUCAUCGCGCUGAUUUUUCGCAAUGCAUAGGGAUGAGAGAUUCGAAGGAAUUUGGGCUGGAGUUGUUCGAUGCAUUAAGCAGAAGAAGAAGAUUGAAAGUCGAUAAGAUCAGCAGAGAUGAGCUUUACGAGUUCUGGUCACAGAUUACUGAUCAAAGUUUUGAUUCGAGGCUCCAGAUUUUCUUCGACAUGGUGGACAAAAAUGAGGAUGGUCGGAUCACCGAAGAGGAAGUUAAGGAGAUUAUUAUGCUUAGUGCAUCUGCAAAUAAAUUGUCGAGAUUGAAAGAGCAAGCCGAAGAGUACGCAGCUCUAAUCAUGGAAGAGUUAGACCCUGAAAGGCUUGGCUACAUUGAGCUCUGGCAGCUGGAAACACUACUGCUACAGAAGGACACAUACCUCAACUACAGCCAAGCUCUAAGCUACACAAGCCAAGCCCUCAGCCAAAACCUCCACGGCCUCCGAUAUCGAGGCCGGAUUAAGAGACUAAGCACUAAAUUAAUUUACUUUUUGCAAGAAAAUUGGAAGAGAAUUUGGGUGCUAACGCUGUGGAUUAUGAUAAUGAUUGGACUCUUCACGUGGAAGUUCUAUGCGUACAAACAAAAGAAUGCGUUCAAGAUCAUGGGUUAUUGCCUUCUCACGGCUAAGGGUGCAGCCGAGACUUUGAAAUUCAACAUGGCGCUCAUAUUAUUGCCUGUGUGUAGGAACAUCAUUACUUGGCUCAGGUCCUCUAAGAUGGGCCAUUUUGUGCCCUUCGAUGACAACAUCAACUUUCAUAAGACUAUAGCUGCAGCCAUUGUAGUUGGUAUCAUACUCCAUGCUGGAAACCAUCUUGCUUGCGACUUUCCAAGGCUUAUAAAUGAGUCGGAUUACAGAUACAACCUGUAUAUGAUUCACGAUUUUGGUCGUCACAAGCCACAGUAUAUGGACCUUGUUAAAGGGAUCGAGGGUGUGACAGGGAUCCUCAUGGUGAUCCUUAUGAUAAUUGCUUUCACAUUGGCAACACGGUGGUUCAGGCGAAGUCUUAUUAAGUUGCCUAAGCCAUUUGACAGGCUCACGGGCUACAACGCUUUCUGGUAUUCACACCACCUGUUUGCCUUGGUCUACAUCCUGCUCAUCGUCCAUGGCACUUUCCUUUAUCUUGUUCACGACUGGUACAAAAUGACGACAUGGAUGUAUCUUGCUGUCCCUGUACUCCUCUAUGCCGGAGAAAGGACCCUUAGAUUCUUCCGGUCAGGCUUCUUCAGUGUCCGGCUUUUGAAGGUAGCAAUUUAUCCAGGAAAUGUACUGACGUUGCAAAUGUCAAAGCCUCCGCAGUUUAGAUACAAGAGUGGUCAGUACAUGUUCGUCCAGUGCCCAGCUGUUUCCCCAUUUGAAUGGCAUCCAUUUUCGAUUACCUCUGCACCUGAUGACGAUUAUCUUAGCAUUCACAUAAGGCAGUUGGGUGACUGGACACAAGAACUUAAGAGGGUGUUCUCUGAGGCGUGCGAACCUCCUCUUUCAGGGAAGAGUGGGCUGCUCAGGGCCGACGAAAAUACCAAGAAAAGUUUACCAAAGCUACUGAUAGAUGGUCCUUAUGGAGCUCCUGCGCAAGAUUACAGAAAGUACGACGUGCUCUUACUUGUUGGUCUUGGUAUUGGAGCGACGCCUUUCAUCAGCAUCCUUAAAGAUUUACUCAACAAUAUUGUCAAAAUGGAGGAGCUGGCUGAUUCAUUAUCAGAUUUCAGCAGGCACUCGGACCAGAGUGUGGGCUCUUUCGAGUCAACGUUGAACAAGAUAUCUCCCAAACGGAGGAAACCAGUAAGGACUACUAAUGCUUACUUUUAUUGGGUCACGAGAGAGCAAGGGUCCUUUGAUUGGUUCAAAGGCGUCAUGAAUGAAGUGGCUGAGCUCGACCAAAGGGGUGUGAUUGAGAUGCACAAUUAUCUAACCAGUGUAUAUGAAGAAGGCGAUGCUCGUUCAGCUCUCAUCACUAUGGUUCAGGCACUCAACCAUGCUAAAAAUGGGGUUGACAUUGUGUCCGGCACAAGGGUGAGAACGCAUUUCGCAAGGCCUAAUUGGAAGAAAGUCCUGUCUAAGAUCGGUACCAAGCAUGCCAAUGCAAGAAUAGGAGUUUUCUACUGUGGCGCGCCGGUAUUAGCCAAGGAGCUUAGCAACCUCUGCUAUGACUAUAAUCAGAAGGGGUCGACGAAAUUCGAGUUCCACAAAGAGCACUUCUAAGAGGAAGUUACAAACAUUCAAGGCUUUAGUAGUAGUAUAUAUUUGUGACAUUCUUGGCGUACAGAGUCUCUCCAUUUCACAGAGUAAGACGAAGUAUACGCUUGGAGGAAAUAAUAUUUUGUAUAGAUUUUGAUAGGAUACCAUAGUAGAAUUACAGAAAAAUGUAUACGUACAAGUUGAGUAUAUAUAAAAUAUUUUGGUUAGUCAA